Molecule: messenger RNA, 513 nt
Organism: Aspergillus mulundensis
Lineage: Eukaryota; Fungi; Ascomycota; Eurotiomycetes; Eurotiales; Aspergillaceae
Product: mitochondrial 37S ribosomal protein uS8m
Exons: 1
Coding region: 1-513 (170 amino acids)
Biological process (GO): translation
Cellular component (GO): ribosome; mitochondrion
Molecular function (GO): structural constituent of ribosome
Source: RefSeq, a predicted model, not a curated record
AUGUCUCUUGUCAACCUAGCCCAUGUCUGUUCGCAUUUGAACAAUGCCACCAAGGCUCGUCUCGGCUUUACCUCUAUCCCAAACUCCAACCUUCACCUAAAGCUAUGCCUCGCCCUUCAGAACGACGGUUUCAUUUCUUCUGUUGUCCGCGGAGGUCCUGAAGCACCCCCUAUGCACAAUUUGCUCGGAAUCCCUACCGGACAUGGUGAAGGAUACUAUGUGGAGCCAGUGACACAAAUCAACGUUGCCUCACGGCGGCUCUGGCUGGGGCUGAAGUACUGGCAAAGUCAACCGGUUCUCUCAAAGAUCUCGAUGGUCAGCAAGCCCACGAGACGACUCACGAUCGAUGUUGCUGGCCUGCGAGAGGUCGUUCGCGGACAGAAAAGUGGCUACAUUGAGGGACUGCGAUCUCCCGGAGAGAGUCUGUACCUCUCAACAGACAAGGGUAUCAAGGAAGCGCGGGAGUGUGUGGAGAAGAAGCUCGGAGGGCUUGUCCUGUGUCGCGUUCUAUAA